Naegleria lovaniensis is the source of this 2112-nucleotide messenger RNA. RefSeq lists its product as uncharacterized. Bases 1 to 2112 code for a protein of 703 amino acids. Gene Ontology annotation, molecular function: GTP binding; GTPase activity; microtubule binding. NCBI's taxonomy places the organism in Eukaryota, Heterolobosea, Eutetramitea, Acrasida, Naegleriidae. The record is from RefSeq and is a predicted model, not a curated record. Gene Ontology annotation, cellular component: membrane; cytoplasm; microtubule. The transcript has 4 exons.
AUGGAGAAAUUACUUCCAAUUAUAAAUAGUGUUCAGGAUGCAUUUGCGAAUGUGGGAUUUAAUGAAACUAUUGAUUUACCUCAAAUCGCAGUUGUUGGAUCACAAUCUUCUGGUAAAUCAUCCGUGUUGGAAAAUGUUGUCGGAAGAGACUUUCUACCAAGAGGAGCAGGAAUUGUAACCAGAAGACCUUUGGUUUUACAAUUGAUUAACAUUCCAUCCAAAUACAAGGAAGAAGUAUCGGAACAAAAAAAACAAGAAGAAGAAUAUGGAGAAUUUUUACACUUACCAAACAAAAAGUUUUAUGAUUUUGCAGAAAUUAGACAAGAAAUUAUUAGAGAGACGGAUCGAGUCACUGGAAGUAGCAAGGGUAUUUCACCCGUACCAAUCAAUUUGAAGAUUUAUUCUCCCUAUGUACUCAAUUUAACUCUUAUUGACUUGCCAGGUAUUACCAAAGUACCAGUCGGUGAUCAACCCAAAGAUAUUGAACUUCAAAUUAGAAAUAUGAUUUUACAAUACAUUACCAAACCCAAUUGUCUCAUUUUGGCAGUUACUGCAGCGAAUACAGAUCUUGCCAAUUCCGAUGCAUUGAAAUUAGCAAAACAAGUGGAUAAAUCUGGUCUUCGUACAUUGGGAGUAUUAACCAAAGUGGAUAUUAUGGACAAAGGAGUUGAUUGUUUAGACAUUUUAAGAGGUGAAGUCUUACCUCUCAAAUUAGGUUAUAUUGCAGUCGUGAAUCGAUCUCAAAAUGAUAUCAAUAACAACAAGUCGAUUCGAGAAGCACUCAAGGAUGAAGAAGCCUUCUUUAGAAAUCAUCCAUCGUACCGUAGUGUUGCGGACACUUUAGGAACGAAACAUUUGGCAAAAACUCUAAAUAAGAUUUUAUUGGAACAUAUUAGGGAAACGUUACCAGAUUUGAAGAAUAAGAUUAAUACAUUGACUUUACAAGCUCAACAGAAAAUGAGAGAAUAUGGUAGUGGACCUAUCAGUGGAGACUCUCCAGGUGCUCUUCUUUUACAACUCUUGACUGAUUAUACCACUGAAUAUGUUGAAAGUAUUGAAGGUAGAAAUACUGAUAUCAUCAAGACGAAUGAAUUAUUUGGUGGUGCUCUCAUUAAUCACAUCUUUGUAUCAAAAUAUUAUCCACAAAUGUCUGAAAUUGAUGCUUGCGAGAAUUUGACAGAUUAUGACAUUCGAACUGCAAUCAAGAAUGCCAAAGGCUCUAGAACUUCCUUAUUUGUACCUGAAGCUGCAUUUGAAAUUUUGGUUCGAAGACAAGUGAAAAAUCUAGAAGAUCCAAGCAUUCAUUGUGUCGAUCGAGUCUUUGAAGAAUUGGUCAAUAUUGAAGAAUAUUGUGAAAAGAAACUAGUAAGAUUCCCAAAUUUGAGAGAACGUGUGAAAGAAUUUGUCAUGCAAUUAUGGAAAGAAUAUUCUAUUGAAUUGAAAGAAUUUAUUAGAAAUUUAAUUAGAAUUGAAUUAGCCUAUAUUAAUACGAAUCAUCCAGAUUUCUUGGGAGGUGGUCGUAAUGUAUUUUCUCUCAUGAUGACCAAGAGUCAACAACAACAACGAAUGAAUCGAGCACAAAGUGGAGAUCAAUUACCAUCUUCUCAUCCAUCUUCUCAUCCAUCUUCUCAUUUGAAAUCUUCUCAACCAUCCAUGAUGCAUCCUUCUCGUAGUCAAGGUCAAAUUCCAAAUGAAGAUUCUCAUGAUUCUAUUUAUGAUUAUCAACCCAAUAGUGCUACUAGUACUACCAAUGGAACCAAAUCCAAUCCAAGUAACAUGAAUGUCAUGGGUAUAUUAGGUGGUAGUUUAGAAGAACGUGAAAAACAAGAAGUAGAUAUUAUUCGAGCAUUAUUAACUGCGUAUUUUGAUAAUGUUGUAAGAAAGAAUAUUUGUGAUAGUGUUCCUAAAGCAAUCAUGCACUUUUUAGUGAACAAGUCUAAAUUGAAUUUACAAAGUGAACUCGUGAAGGAAUUAUACAAACCAGAAUUAUUUGAGACUUUAUUGAAAGAAAAUGAAGCAGUGGCUCGAGCAAGAAAGGCUACACAGAAAAUGUUAACAGCACUGUCCAAAGCACAAGAUGCAUUGAGUCAAGUGAAGAAUGUUCGAAUUUAA